AAAGGAGAAAUAUAGUCCUUAUGAAUAAAUGGCUUAAUUGGUAUCAUUAAAAGUAGUAAGUGAAAAAUUUUGAUACACUACUAUUAAAUUUUAAUCCUGUGUUUAAAACUAAUAACAGAUUUGCAAACUUUCUUUAAGCUCAAUUUAAGCCAUGCUGUGUUAAAUGCGCUGUGUUUCCUGGUAAAUACUUUGUGGAAUUGUAGAUGUAAUUUUUUCAACAUUUGUAAGCCAUAUUGUGUACUACUACUUGGCAGUAUUAGUGGAGAAAACAACACCUAAUGGUGCACCAUUAAUCUGUGUUUGUUUCCAGUUAAAUCCUCCCUUUAUUACUUUUGCUCUGACUUCUCAAAAUUAAAGGUGUUCAACAAGCCACCCCAACCUGCCUUAUGCCUUUCUGAGCGGUGAACAUUUCAAAGACACAUCAGCUGCCUUUUUCUUUUUCUUUUUUUUAAAAAAUCAUUUCAGUGCCCCACUCCUGUGUUAGUGAGAAGGAAAAGGUGGGAGGAUGUUACUCCCAUCCGCCAGAGAUUGACCCAAACUAAAUAGGCAGCUCAGAGACGUCUGACCGCACAGGUGUUCACUCCGGCAGUGAAGCAUGUUCUUGUUGAUCCUCCUCUGGAGCAGCUUUGGUCCUGCAGUAACAGCUUCCGCAGCGCAUCGGGAUGACCCCUGCUUUGUGGACGACUUGGUGGCAGCUCUCCAUGACGCCACGGGGAGAGACGGUGAACUUCUAGCCAGCAGCUCGGCUUUGUUUGGGAUCUGCAAUGAAUCCGACAGUUCAUCCCGAUCAGUCCUGUCAGAACUCAGCAUAGGAGUACGAAGGAACGACCGAGGAGGCGUGGAGGUUUUGGAUCCGGCUGCAGUGCUUGUGUCAGAUGAAGAUGAUCAGGAAAGCAUCAUGGUAACCUUUGACCUCCCGCAAUCCCAGUUAUUGAAGCUGAAACCGGUGUUGGUCUUAGCAUUUAAAAGCCCCCCUGCAGAUGGAGAGCUGGGCGUCAUUUUCUCUAGUCAGUCUCUGCAGCCAAACACACAGUCUGCUUGCAUUUCAGGGACGACGUUGUACAUCCUGCUAACAGGAAAAUCAUCUGAGGGAAAUUUGGAACAGAAGUGGAAUAUUUCUGUCCAGGCAAAAUCCCCCGGCACGAGACAAAACCUGAAAGACGUCCUCAUUGGUGGAAAAUCAGGAAGCGACGUUCGCCUGACUCCGCUUCUGCUUUUCUCUGCAGAAGCAGGAACCGAUACGAGACAUGCAAACAGGUCGGGUUCGUCAGCGGCCUCCUCCCAGACAACUUCCCUCUCCUUCCUGUGUGAGCUGAGACGCUUCCUCGAUGCCGACCUGCCCCAGCAACAAUCCCAGCCCCCUCUGCUGCGGCUCGACUCCCUGCAGUCCCUUCCUCCCCUGGCUCUUGGCCUUUCCACCAGCGAAACCCUGCUGGCGGAGAUCAUUAACUCCUCUGCCCCGACUAUCUUUUCCUUCAGCGGCUGGAGCUCCAGCUUCCCGGUCCGUCCUGGACAGCUGGCCCUCUCCCCUGCUCUGCUGAGGGAACUGGGGCUGAGGCUGGAAACGAGCGAGAGGCAGAUGAGGGAGUUGAUAAGGCAGGGAAUGGUGCCGCAAAGAGCAUCGGAGAAGCUGGAGAGGCUGAGGCAGCUCAGUGCUUUUCAGAAGCAAGAUUCAUCAGCAGGAGGAGAGAGCCAGUACUGCGCUUUCCUCCUCCUGAAGGCCCUGCAGAUGGUGACCCGUGCCUACAACACACAGAGAAAGCUGAGGGCCGCCAGAGCAGGCCCUUCAACCAGGAGCCCCAACUGUGGGCUCGGGAGCCUCAAUGUGUGCCUGGCAGAUCUCGUGAAGGGAAUCUUGGGUCCCAAGAGUGCCGACCUCAACAACUGCCGCGGCUCGUGCGCCAUUCCGCUAGACAACAUCAACAACCACGCCGUCCUGCUCACCUACCACGUCGAGACGGUGGACGUAAACGAGCGGGGGCCCUGCUGCGUGCCGCUGGCCUACGACCCCCUGGAGGUGAUAGUCUUGAGCGACGAGGGCAGCUUUCUCACGAGCAAGCCGGAUAUGGUGGCCAAGGAGUGCGGAUGUCGCUAAAAGUGGUUUGAAAUACCUGAACUUUGUUCUUCAGAGGGAAAUAAGUGUUGUGUUUUUUUUUUGUUUGUUUUUUUUUAUUUUUGCUGCAUGCUGUAUUUAAAUAUUGCAGUAAAUUCAUAUUAUUUACAUAGAUUUCUUUAGCGUUUGCUUUCAAGUAGAUGUUGCACGAUCCACGUCAUAUAUAGGUUUCGUCUUAAAAAGAGCAAUCAAAGAUAAUUAGAUAGUAAUUAAAUGAUAAUGCAUUAAAAACACCAUCUCCAAA
This is a messenger RNA of Gambusia affinis (western mosquitofish), 2357 nucleotides long. It is a transcript of the gene amh, whose product is annotated as anti-Mullerian hormone. The record is from RefSeq and is a predicted model, not a curated record. The coding region runs from base 596 to 2095 and encodes 499 amino acids. Lineage: Eukaryota; Metazoa; Chordata; Actinopteri; Cyprinodontiformes; Poeciliidae. Gene Ontology annotation, biological process: gonad development. The transcript has 7 exons. Gene Ontology annotation, molecular function: growth factor activity.